This is a messenger RNA of Erigeron canadensis, 854 nucleotides long. RefSeq lists its product as uncharacterized. Bases 89 to 745 code for a protein of 218 amino acids. NCBI's taxonomy places the organism in Eukaryota, Viridiplantae, Streptophyta, Magnoliopsida, Asterales, Asteraceae. The record is from RefSeq and is a predicted model, not a curated record. The transcript has 2 exons.
CCCUAAUUCCAUCCCCAAGGUUUUACAAUCGUUUUGCUAAUUGCUACAAAUACUCUCCCCAACUCCCACGCUUAUUAACAAUUUCAUAAUGGAAGAUGCCGAUGCGAACUCUUUUAUUCUUAAACAUGUUGACACCAAGCGUAAACAGGAUCAAGAUGUAUUAUCUGCUGAAGAUUUCGCCUGGGCAGACUCCUGCUUAAAUGCGGAUCCUGAUAUAUCAGAAACUAGUAUGGAGUCUGUAAGAGAAGCUUUACUCAAUAUUCUUGAUUUACAUUCUGAGAUGAUCCAUGAGCCUUCUACAAACGAGCAGGAUAAUGCGAGUCACAUAGAUGAGUUGGAGAACUUACCUUCAUUUACAGAUGAAGGACCCUCAGAAACUGCUGAAACGAGUAAUAAUGAUCACCUAGAAGAAGAAAAAAUCGUUGAUGUUCUAUCCUCAUUAAAGCAACAACCUUUUCUUCCAAACUAUAAAGACGAGAUGUUGAAAACUCAAUUUUCUGAUGAUAAUGAUGAUGAUUUGGGAUUUGUGUUUUCGGAAUUUGCAAUGGACCAACCAUUGUCUGACAAUAUUUUCAAGGUGUGGGAUUUAGACAUCCCUGUUGAAGAAGAAGAUGAACUUGAUACACAGCUGAAGGAAGCUCUUUCUUCAAAUGCAGGCACACGUGUGCUGCCUAGAAGGAAAGGUUUGGAUAUAGAGUCGGUUGACAGUCUUGUUGAGAGUAUUGCAGAUCUUUCUUUAAAGUAAAGGAGUGGUGGUUCAUUAGUCUUGGACCAAUGUAUGGCUAGGUAACCAAUGUAUGCUAGGUAAACUAUCAUGUUCUUCAUAAUUAUGAAAAUACCAGUGUUUUUUGUUA